Conger conger (European conger) is the source of this 1353-nucleotide messenger RNA. RefSeq lists its product as uncharacterized. The transcript has 12 exons. Gene Ontology annotation, molecular function: GTP binding; GTPase activity. NCBI's taxonomy places the organism in Eukaryota, Metazoa, Chordata, Actinopteri, Anguilliformes, Congridae. The record is from RefSeq and is a predicted model, not a curated record. The coding region runs from base 1 to 1353 and encodes 450 amino acids.
AUGUCCGGGAGAUGUAAGAGCCGAAGCCGUGCAAAUGCUACCUCAAUGUCGGGAAGUGUGUCCAUCGAUGAGCGUAUUUUGCGAGAAUGCCACCAAAUAUACACUGAUACGGAUAACGGCUUGAUCAGCAUAGCACGGUCAGUGGGGCUGAAUCUUCUGCCGCCAAGGAAAAAGAUCACCGUCAUGCUUAUGGGGAACCACUCUGCUGGCAAGAGCUCCUUUAUUAACUGGUAUGUAGAUGAGCACAUUCAGCGCACAGGAGUGGCCAUUGAGACGCAAGGCUUCAGUUUUGUUACCAGUGGACGAAAAAGGGAAUCCCUCAUGGGAAAGGCAACACUCUUCCUCCACCCUCAUUUCAAACAUCUGCAGGAUUUCAAAGGGGUGUCGGAGUACCUCACCACUGAGAUCUGCACGUCCCGGCAGAAGCGGUUCAGUCUCGUGACCUUUGUGGACACACCUGGCCUGGUGGAUGGGUACAUGAAGUAUCCAUUUGAUGUAGAUCAGGCUAUUCUGUGGCUGGGCAAUGCGUGUGAUCUGAUUCUGGUAUUCUUCGACCCAAUGGGCCAGGCACUGUGUAAGCGCACCAUGAACCUUGUUGAGAAGUUGAACGAAAGCCAAGGCGAAAAGUUGAGGUUCUAUAUGAGCAAGGCAGACGAGGCUGGGAGUGACUCAGACAGACAGAGAGUUUUGAUGCAGAUAGUUCAGGAGCUGUGCAAGAGACCAGGCCUCAACAAGUGUGGUUUUGACAUGCCCACUAUUUACAUACCCAACCCCAACAAGCCAAGUUGUUGUGUGAAUCAGAUUGAGGAAGUCUGCAAGACCUUAGAGAAGACCAUUAACCAGACUGUGCAGAUGUCCCUUAACUCACUGGAGAACGACUGUGAAGUCAUCAUUUGCGCCAUAACUGACAAACUCAACACUGAUAGGCAGCACAGUGCAGACAACUCGCAAUCCCAUUGCAUAGGCUGUAUGCUUUGUCUGCUGGGCUCUUUUCUGCUUUUCAUGCUGCUGGCUGUCCUGCUGUUGGGCGGUCUGUCCAACCCAGUUUUUCAGAUGGCACUGGGGGAGGAGGGCAGGGAGGCAUUAACACUCUAUUUGGUUCCUGUGAUGAAAGCAUUAGUCUCUAUGCCUAUUGACCAUCAGCUUUAUUGCUGUGGAGGACUCGUUAUGGUCUUUGUCACUCUCCUCAUCCUAGCAUGUUUGGCCUUCCGCACCCGUCCGACCAUGUCUGGCUGGCAGAAGAGACAGUUGAAAGAGAAACUGGACUUUGUUGAGGAAGUGUUGAAUAAAAAGAAGAGAAAGCUCUAUGAAGACUACCUCCGUCAGAGUCUUGGGGAACAUGAUAUGGUCUGA